AUGAACAUCUGCAAACCUUCUAAUAAGACAGCUCCAGAGAAUUUGGGUGAUGCUGUUCCUGAGGUCCAGGCCCAACGUGCUCGAAGGAAUGGCUGGAGCUGGCCUCCACAUCCCUUCCAGAUUGUCGCCUGGUUGUUGUACCUCUUCUUUGCGCUGGUUGGCUUUGGAAUUCUGGUUCCUCUUCUACCCCUCCACUGGCUGCCUGCUGGCUAUAUUUGUCCGGGAACGUGUUUUAUAUACCAUUUAGUUGUUCAUCUUACUGCAGUCUCCAUUGAUCCUGCGGAUACCAAUGUGCGAAAAAAAAACUAUCUGGGGCCUCUGGCCACCUUCAAUCGUAAUCAGCAUGCACAUGUCAUUGAAAAUCGUCAUUGCCAUGUCUGUGAUGUAGAUGUGAGUGCCAAGUCAAAGCACUGCGGAACUUGCAACAAGUGUGUGUGCGGCUUUGAUCACCACUGCAAAUGGCUCAACAACUGUGUGGGGAAGAGGAAUUACUGGCUCUUUUUGAAUAGUGUGCUGUCUGCCAUUCUGGGCCUUGGUCUUCUGCUGCUUGUAGCUUUCUACGUCUUUGUGGAGUUCUUCAUUAAUCCCAUGAUGCUUCGUUCCGACCAGCAGUUUGAAGUUCUAAAGAACCACACAGACGUCUGGUUUGUGUUUCUUCCUGCAGCUCCUGUUGAGACUCAGGCACCUGCCAUUUUGGUCUCAGCUGGGAUUUUUAUUCUUCUGAGCCUAAUGACCCUGUUCCUGCUAGGCCACCUCUUGACCUUUCACAUCUAUCUUAUGUGGAACAAAUUGACUACAUAUGAGUACAUUCUGCAGCAGCGUCCCCACCAAGAGACAAAAGAGGUAGACAAACAACUGGAAUCUUAUCCCUCCCAAGUGAGACCCAAUCAGGAAGCAGACUUUUUUUCGGGUAACGCUGGCUAUACAGACCCUGAUAUUCAAGUGGAGGACUCUCCAGCCAUAACUUCAGGGAAAGACUUUUCAAAGCUCUGUGCGCACAGUGAUGAAGCAGAUCCUGAGCAGAGCUCCUCUCCUGACUUCCCAUCUCUUCAAUCUGCAAUCCCUUCUCAGCAACAAAAAAAAAGAAAAAAGAAGAAGAUGUACAAAGCUCCUUCCUCAGCAAUGGACAGCAGAGCUAAAACACACACCAGACCUCGGCCCUCUUUUCCAGAUGCCCAGUCAGAGUUCCUGGCCACAACUGCUGCCCCCUCAUCUUCCCAAAGCCAUCGCCUCUUAGUGCCAGCUUUUCCCAUGAGAGCUGCUUUUUCCCCAGGCAGCAUCGGCCCCAUCCGAGCAGCGGGACCCCCUGCUGACUAUCACUCAGAGUCUGCCGAGUCCAUGGAUGAGAUUCCUGUGGCGCAGACCCGCCUUGGGAGCACAGCCCUUCACAGACCUUGCAAGAAUAGCUCAAGCAGUUCUCAACGCUCUCCCUUGUCCACGGGCAAUCCCAGACGUGACAAGGAGAAGAAUCUAUAUUCUGGGCACAAGGUAAAAACAAAAAGCUGGCAGCAAGACAGCAGCACAGAACAAGACCUAGAACUUGUCUCUAAAAUCCCUGCUGUGUUUGUAAGUAAGAGCAGUGGAGAACCUCAUGUCUCUCAGCCCCAGCCUAGUGAGAGUACGUCUGAGCCACACUACAGAAAAUGCACCACCAAGCUGUACAUGGGCAGACAAAAUUCAUGCUUAAAGGACAUAAGGACAAACACCACAGCAGCCUAGUAAUCAGCCUUCCAAAGCCAUAACCUUGUAGAACAAGGAAAGAGGUUCUUAUUCUACGUGUGUGUUGCUUUUCAAAGAUCUUGAUUCCAGUGACUCAUUUUAUUCCCUGGAGUCAGCAGAGUCCGUUUACUUGAUAUAGUCCUCCUUCCAGCGGACCCAGCUGAGAGACAGGAAAAACCCUGCUGCAUCAUUUUUUCUAGCUACUGCCUGCUCCUAUGCCAGGAGUGCCCCUGAACCCAGUUCCACUCUCCUUGUUAAGAGCGAACAGACUCUCUGAUAGGGAUUUGCCCAGGGCUGUCAUGAUGAUGGACUGAAAUGUAACUACUCUGUAGAGUGCUGAGGGACUGAUCCCUAAACUCUGUGCUUGCCAUCACACUGCAGCAAAACAUUUGGUGCUGCCUGACUAAAGGCAAUGGGCAUCAGCAUGGCAAACCCGAGAUGGGUGUCUUGGCAUGUUGCUAAAGAAAAGUGCUUCCUGAGUAAAAGGCUGCACUCUCUUGGCCCUCUGGAAACUAAUACAGCAGUAAAUUUCAUAGAGACUUGUGGGGAGAAACAAAACUACAUCUCUGCUGUUCUGUGGCACCCUUAAAACCAAAUUUCAUAUCUACCUGCACCUAGUCUUUGGAUCAGGCUCAGGGCACUUGAGCGGAUGGUCAGGUAAUAACCUCAGAAUUUCUCUGUCCCUAUACCACUUUCCACUGUGCACUCUCAAGCACUUUUGCCAAAUCCACCAGCAUGAACUCUGUAAGGCAGCAUAGAUUGUACAUGACUGCACUUUCCCACCAGCCUGCUGUGCCCCACCGUGCAACUUCCUUAUCAGAAAAUCUGGAAUGAGGCAGAUCCAGUAAUCUUUCCAUUUCCUGGGCUGUCAGAUCAGCAACGGUUCACAGCCAAGCUUGGAGUCUGUACUGGCAGAAAAAUCCUGCAUGAGACACUGGGGCACAUAACCAGUGUCUAGAAUGACAGCACUCUGUCUUCAUGGUGACAAGCAGCACUACAGAGCCUACGCUUUCACUGUCUAUUUGGCUUCCACAGGCAGCGUGCCCUGCUCCAAAUUCCUGGCUGAGCCCUGAGUCCAUGGCUGCCAGGAAACUCAGAUCUGCCUAGCAACCAGCUACAUCAGAGCCCAGGAUGCUAGCUAAUCACACAUCUUGAUGGGCCUUGCCACCAGCAUGUAUGUGCCUGGCACAAUUUGUCAUUUGGCAGCUAUUGAGCCUGCACAGCUUGUGCCUCCCUGGCAUGGCUAUCACCUGACCAGCAGCAGCUGGCUUGGUGCCAGUGCUGCACACAGCUAGUGUGUGUAAACACCUAGAUGCACCAGCAGAGAAGAGCAAACAGAAAAGAAGUUUUAAUUACUCUACUAAAUGUUUUCCCUGAUGCAUGGACACGGUUGACUCAGUCUACCCCUUCCGCCAUACUAUCAUGCUUGUAGGUAGGGAAGGACAAGAAAAAACAUGGUCCUAAGAGACUCAUGCUAAGCUUUUGCACCCCUUGCCUAAGCAUGGAGUAGCUCAAUCCAUGAGCAUCCAUCAGAAAAGGUUCAGAGCAGGCCAGGAUAUCUGGGGAAAACUGUCCUCUGGGAACAGUCAGCAUAAGACUGACAGGCUUGACCUCCAGCUCUGGUGUGCCCACUUCCCAGCUUUGCCAUUGCCCAUCAUCCUGCUGCUUACACUGGCUCCUACAUUACUCAGAGGUCUGUGCAAAGCCCACUUUGCUUGAAGCUCCCAAAUACUUGGCUGUAUCCUUUCAGAGCAGGAUGGCAUUUGGGCUAGCAUUAUUUUAGCACAGAAUGGGCUUUUGGCCCAGAGUUUCUUCUGGAGAGUUCACUUCAGCAGAGAGACACACAAGAGCAUCUGUCUUAUGUUGCAAACCUCUGUGCACUCUGGAAACCAUGCCAGGAGUUGGGUCAGCUCCCUCAGGAACCCCCCUCAGCACUAUCACUUGACCCAAAACGUGAACCUGUGAAUGCUCAUGUAGUGGUUAUUUCAAGGUAGCCCUUGCCUUCAAGGGGAAGACAAAAUGCUGCAGCUACUGCUGGAAACACUUUUUUUUUUUUUUUUUUUUUUUUUGUGUGUGUGUGUGUGUGUGUGUGUAGAACUG
This is a messenger RNA of Rhea pennata, 3819 nucleotides long. It is a transcript of the gene ZDHHC1, whose product is annotated as zinc finger DHHC-type containing 1. Gene Ontology annotation, cellular component: endoplasmic reticulum; Golgi apparatus. NCBI's taxonomy places the organism in Eukaryota, Metazoa, Chordata, Aves, Rheiformes, Rheidae. The record is from RefSeq and is a predicted model, not a curated record. The coding region runs from base 1 to 1719 and encodes 572 amino acids. Gene Ontology annotation, biological process: peptidyl-L-cysteine S-palmitoylation; protein targeting to membrane. The transcript has 10 exons. Gene Ontology annotation, molecular function: protein-cysteine S-palmitoyltransferase activity.